This is a messenger RNA of Python bivittatus (Burmese python), 612 nucleotides long. Lineage: Eukaryota; Metazoa; Chordata; Lepidosauria; Squamata; Pythonidae. The record is from RefSeq and is a predicted model, not a curated record.
UCCGUCACGUGGGGCAUGGAAAUGCUCCCGCGGCCGCCCUGCCCCACUUUCUCGACCCCGCCAGACGGCUCCUUCGCCUCCCCUCCGGGCGGCCGGCAGCGCCAUGAAGAUGCACUUCAGCAUCCCCCUCUCCGAAGAGCUGCUGGAGAAGUUUGGCGGCCGCUACGUGUUGUACUCUGUAUAUCUGGAGGGCUUCCUUUUCUGCAAGUUACGGUACAGUCAGUUGCACCGCUGGAAUGAGCAGCUAAGACGAGUCUUUGGAAAAGGAAUGCCUUUGUUUCCUCCAAAAUUCUACCUUGCAAUGACAAAGUCAAUGGCUGAUGAAAGGAGAACUCAGCUAGAACAAUAUCUACAGAAUGUUUCCGUUGAUCCAAGUGUGACAAAGAGUGAUGUCUUUAUUAGUUUCUUUAGGAAAUUACAGCAGGUAAGUUUUAGUGUUCCAAAGUAAGGUAGAAAGAGAAAAACAAUUAUCUUUGCUCCUGUUCUUGUAGACUAGAAGCUGGCUUGCUGUUACUAAUAUUUAAACGUGGAGUACUCGUGUUCAGGCUAUCAGGCAACCAGUCAUACCUUUUCCAUUCCUCUGUUCUUUUUUCCCAACUUUUUUUUUCUACU